This is a messenger RNA of Phytophthora infestans T30-4, 1140 nucleotides long. RefSeq lists its product as hypothetical. The coding region runs from base 1 to 1140 and encodes 379 amino acids. NCBI's taxonomy places the organism in Eukaryota, Oomycota, Peronosporomycetes, Peronosporales, Peronosporaceae. The transcript has a single exon. The record is from RefSeq and is a predicted model, not a curated record.
AUGGUCUCCCUUUCACGUCUACCUCUCCUGCUCCUGCUGGUCGCCUUGACCAGUACUGGGGCCGACUCGGACUUCUCCGUGUCGUCCACUUCGACGGAGAGUGUCGACUCGAGCACGGAGCACGUCAGCUUCGUCAAGCAAUGGACACUCACCGCCACCAACUCGCCCAACAACAACAACGACGACGAUGACGACAAUGACUCGGACGAUGGAGACGACAAGAUUGACACCAUCAAGUUGCAGCUUCCUGGCCGUGUUUUCGUCAGCUACAGUAACUCUUUACCAUCUGGUGUCUUGGGCUACGUCAACGUAUCGGGAGACUUCCAGACCGUAGUUGAUACUGUACGAGUGAGCUCGAAUGACGACGAUGAAGAGCUGGAAGUCAAAUUUGACGGUCGCAGCACGAGCUCCACGGGGUAUUUAAUGACGGAGAUCUUCCUGGCUACGAGCAACGUCGUGGACGACGUCGAGAUCGAGUCGACCGCCGAAGUGAUCAUUGAAGACGGCGUGCUGGUGGCCAGUAACACGAACAAGGAAGUUCAGAUCAAAGCGAAAGACUCGAGUGUCGUGUACGUGUCGAGCUCGGCCUUGAGUCUUCAAGAUCUCAAGCUGGAGCUGUCGAACAGUGCGACGCUACAGCUGAGUACCGACAGCAUCACACUUCGUGAAGAUGGUCAGUUCCAGGCACAUGAUAAAGCGAGUAUCAAUGUGGUCACCCCUUUCCUCACAGUGGAUGAUCUGGACUUGGACGCUGAGAACUCGGGCACGAUCUGCAUCUCAGCUACUGACGUGAAGGCCAGAAACUUUGACGGCCAGGACCGCAGCAGGAUCUCGCUGCCGAACGCCUCGUCGAAGUACACGUCCACGGGUACCGGCUCAUGUGCGAAAACGAGCAUACCGUCCCGCGUGCCUGCUUGUGUGUCUAACAGCGCUUGCUCCUCGACAACAAACGGGUCGAGUACGACCUCUGCAUCCAACGCGUCGACUGCAACGAGUGUUCCUAGUAGCUCCACCACGUCAGCACCCUCGGCUGAUGCUAUAAGGACGAGCGAACAGACUAGCGACGCUGUUGCUUCGACGAAAGUGUAUGCCGUUGGGAUGGCACUCACCACUGGACUGCUAAUUGCGGUCUCGUUGUAG